Cyclocybe aegerita is the source of this 1008-nucleotide messenger RNA. The record is from the annotation of a GenBank genome assembly. Lineage: Eukaryota; Fungi; Basidiomycota; Agaricomycetes; Agaricales; Hemipholiotaceae.
AUGCGCGCUGUAUCUUCCCAGGGCCUCUUCUCCCCAGCCACCUACCACCACCACCGCCAUCCCUUCAACAUGGACAUCAUCGCACAGGUGGAAGACAGGGACAUUCCCCGCGUUAUUGAUCCCACGGUCGCGGCCUUUGCGCCCCUGUUGAAGGCGAAGAAGAACUUCAUCAGAGAGAUCCCUAUGAAGUCUUUUAAGUAUGGCGAGCUGGAUAGACAUCACUUGGACAUCUAUUACCCCCUGACGAGCUCAUCAGAGAAAACGCCCAUUCUCUUUUUCGUCUACGGAGGUGGAUUUGACACAGGAGAGAGGAGCAUCUCCCCAAAAACAUUCGGUCUCGUCUACGCAUGCCUCGCCGCAUUCUUCGCUCGGCGAGGAUACGUCGUUGUCAUCCCAGACUACCGCCUCGUGCCCAAUGUCGAAUUCCCCGGUCCGGCCGAAGACGUCCGAGACGCCGUCCGCUGGGUCGUCAACAACGCCAACGAACUCGUCUCUUCAGGCUCUCCAGUCCCCGAUCUCGACCAUAUCGUCCUGAUGGGCCAUUCCGCCGGAGCCGUCCACGUCUCUACCAUGCUCUUCUGCCCCAACGUCCUUCCCGCCGACGAUCCUCUUCGACCAAAAAUUGUCGCGGCAGUUCUUGAAUCUCCUCCAUUCGACCUUUCCGCGAUGACGAUGGAGUGGCCGUCGGCGCCUACUCACGCCAAGUACUGGGGUACCUUGGAGAGCGCGAAGGCGAACGACCCUCUGCAUCUCUAUCGCCGGCUUCCGAACGAGGCGGUUGAAAAGCUGCCAAAGAUCUUGAUGGUGGAAGGGGAGUUUGAACCCGAUUUCCUCAUUGAUGCCGGGGAUGUGUUCCGGAAAGAGGUCAAGGAGCGCACUGGCGUGCAGCCAAAGGAAAUUAUUGCCAAGGGACACAACCAUAUCAGUCUUAACUGGGCGUUGAGCACUGGUCAGGGAGAGGACUGGGCGGAGAGGACUGUGGAGUGGCUGAAGGAACUCAAAGACUAA